Ylistrum balloti is the source of this 2915-nucleotide messenger RNA. RefSeq names its product mannose-P-dolichol utilization defect 1 protein-like. The transcript has 5 exons. The record is from RefSeq and is a predicted model, not a curated record. Gene Ontology annotation, biological process: oligosaccharide biosynthetic process. Bases 1 to 735 code for a protein of 244 amino acids. Lineage: Eukaryota; Metazoa; Mollusca; Bivalvia; Pectinida; Pectinidae.
AUGGCGGAACCGGCAACAAACGAUGCGUCUCUGUUGGAAAGAACCUUACAGGUUUUUGUGCCACAACCUUGCUAUGAUGAAUUCUUUGUCAAGUUUAACUUCUUUGAUGCUGUUUGUGCCAAAGUGGUCCUUAGCAAAUGUCUUGGCUACAGUAUCAUACUCGGUGCUGUAUUAGUGAAAUUGCCACAGAUUAUCAAGAUUUCCCAAGCUAAGAGCGCAAAAGGCAUCAGCUUCAUGAGUGUUUUGUUUGAGUUGAUAGCAGUAUCUGCCACCACUGCUUAUGGAUAUGCCAUGAGAUUUCCUUUCAGUUCAUAUGGUGAAGGCAUAUUCUUAGUGCUACAGACUACAGUCAUUGUGUACCUGGUGCUGUAUUACACUGGUCAAAAGAGCGGGGCUAUACUCUUCCUAGUCAUCUACAGUUUGUGUAUGGCCUACCUGCUUUCACCCGUGGCAUCAAUCCAGCUGCUGUCUGUAAUCCAGAGCUUCAACAUUUUGAUAGUCAUACUAAGUAAAAUGAUACAAGCUGUAACUAAUUAUAGAAACAGCAGCACUGGACAGAUUUCCGUCAUCACAGUCACCUUGUUGUUUACCGGCUCCCUAGCACGGAUCUUCACUUCCCAGCAGGAAACAGGUGACACAUUGAUAAUCCUGAGUUUUGUGGCAGCGUCUCUUUGUAACGGAAUUAUCUUAGCCCAGGUACUUUACUAUUGGAACAAAAAGCCCAAGGAAGACUAAAGACGUCGACAGUAGGGACCUGCUACAGUAGACAAGUCCAGAUUUUUAUUUGUAUAUAAUGAGUGUGUUGAGGUGCGACCAAUAUUGGUUUUUUGACAAAAACCAACAUUAACUUAACGAAAACAAACAUUAGUGUACAACUGUAAGUAAUAUUGAUGUGUGAAUACUCUAAACAGAGUGGGAAUGAAUAUUUGAUACUUUAACCAUUUAACAGUUGUUAGUUUGUAUUAUUGUCAAUAUGAUGACAAAACAGAUAGAAUAUCCGUUGGGAUGUGAAGACUAUUUAACUGUUGACCAUAUUGCAUUCAUAUUUUUUAAAAAAAAUACAAUGCGAAAACUAUUCAAUAGAAUUAUUUAUGUUUCCGAUAUUAUUUCAAAAUAUUCACAUCUUUUUAGUUCCCUAAUGAUGAAACCAAGGGGUCUGUCCCUGUGUCUGUGAAAGUUUGUCAAGUGCUCUAGUGGUUUCAUUCAUACCUCAAGGGAUUCAUAUCAAUUUUCAGACAUUCAUAAAAUUUGAGUUUCAGGGUUAUUGGGUCUAAGACAAGAUUUAUGGAGCUAUAUUUCUUCUCAAAGUAUCCAAGAAAAUGUUUUUAUUUGAAAAUCACGAAAAAUCAAGCCCCAUAAAAAUUAUUUUUUAGUAAAUGAUGUGUCGGAGGAUUGUCAACAUGUUAUGUUGUAUAUUAUGACCAUCAAGACCAACCAAACAACAUACUGUAGUUAUGGAUAUAGGAAUUCUACCACUGUUUUUGUUGGUUUAUUCUGUGACCUUUAUUUUAUUAUAUACAUAAGUAAUAUAUCAUUUAGUAUCUUUUUUUUUUCUCAUUUGACAUUUCAAAAUUUUAUUGAUUAAUCUGGAGUGUUGAAACCAACUCUGACUUCUUUCUAGUGACAAUGGUUACUAAUACUGUCUAUGUAAUGUAAUACAGAUUUGAUAACAACUCGUACAUGCAACAGGUGACUAGCUUUAAUUUAUUGAACAUUCUCUCUAAAGACAAAAGUAGACUGACAUGGCAGCCAUCACACAAAGGUCAAAGUUUAACACAUCAGGUAUGAUGCAGUGUAAAAGUUACAUAGUUUUCAUCCUGACUUCAAGAUUUGUUUAAAUCCAACCCAGAUGUCUAUGCAGAAUACCACAGGUAACAUAUUGUAUUAUUUGUGUUGGAGUAUGGAAUUUUUAUAUCUUAGCCUAACAGACCAUAAAGCUUACUCUUCAAGGCCUCUAUAAGCAGUAGGAUCAUUUUGAUUCCCAGUGAUAGUAUAUACAGCAGCAUGUAUGUGACUAUAUUAGUCAGUUUAGGUUAACCAACAUCCUUGAUAUGCCAGGUGUUAUGCUAACGAUUGCUCUCUGCACCCCUGACACAUUUCAUGACAGUAUUGAAAGUUCCAUGAGCGACAUCUGGUGGAAAAGACAAGAAGGCUUGUUUAAUCCUUUGAUGUCAAUCAAAUGAAUCUCAAGGUCACAAUAAAGUACUUGUAUUGGUUUUAAAGAUUUUGUUUUCUUCUGAAACCCGCUCAAAACCAAUCAGAUUGUGCCAUGAAAUGUUCCAGGGGUGCAGAAAGCAAAAGUGAUUUGAACUCCUUGAGUAUUGAGGAUAGUUAACCAACCAUGUCAGCACCAAUGUAACCAAAGACAUCAUCACCUGAAGAACCACUAACUUCAAUUAUAAUCAAGGGUUAUUGGAUUAAGUAUCUGUAGUACUGAUACUUUUUUCCUUUUGCAAUGGAACACAACACUGAAAUGAAGUUUGUUUUGUGUUUUUUAAAAGUAUAUUGCAAAGUCAAGAUAUUACACAAAAUGGCAAAGGUCUCUCAACUUUAAUUGUGGGUAUUUAACAUUGGCUAUGGUAAUUAAGAGACUAUGAAUGACACACAAUGCUAAGAGUUUUGUGUGAAACAUGUUCACAUGAAAUCUUAUUUAUGAAAUCUCUGCUUACUGUUAAGAAAUUUUUGCCCAACAUAAUUGUGUGGUUCAAGUUUAUAGAGUUUUUGAAAUCCUUUUAAGAGAAAAAAUGUAUCUUUGUUGAAGUUAUUAACAGACUUCUAUUUUCUAUGUUGUAUUUAUUUAUUUUCAGAAACCAGUAUCUUAAAAUCAUUCUUUCUUUGUAGCAGUAAACAAAUUUAUUGACAGGUUAAACCAAUGUCAGUUUUUCAGAAGGGUCCAAAUAAAAUAUGGAACACAG